This is a messenger RNA of Lolium rigidum, 1219 nucleotides long. RefSeq names its product B3 domain-containing protein IDEF1-like. Bases 164 to 1198 code for a protein of 344 amino acids. Lineage: Eukaryota; Viridiplantae; Streptophyta; Magnoliopsida; Poales; Poaceae. The transcript has 9 exons. The record is from RefSeq and is a predicted model, not a curated record. Gene Ontology annotation, molecular function: DNA-binding transcription factor activity; DNA binding.
GGUCAGUGAGACCGCCACCCUUCCCUCCCCUCCCCUCACUCCCCCUGCCUCUGUCCGGGUUACCCUACCUCCGCUCCUCCCACCCAUAGCUGGAGAGAGAGAAAGUGAGGGCAGGGUUUGGCUGGUAGAUGCGCGAGUAGCGGUGUCGAGGCCAAGAAGGGGAAUGGGAGGCGACGGGAGGCCCAACGACGGCGGCGGCGGCGGCGGCGGCCACCCGCACCAGUUCCAGUACCAAGCUCUCCUCGCCGCCGUGCACACGCAGGGCCCCAACAACACACUCCCCUUUCCCCUUCCUCCCCUCAAUGGACCUGGAGCUGAUUCACCCACAAACAGUGCUGCUCGCCAGCCUCCGACGCCGAGAGGAUUCUCCGAUUGGAGCGCGUCUACCAGCGCGUUCACAUCACUCGUGCAGAACCCUCCUUCCUCCAACGCUGCCAAUGCAUACCAUUACAGCCUAUCCCCGUGCUAUGCUUUCUGGACCCAUUACAUGCUUAACAAGAAUGCAUAUAGCUACUAUCCUGCACCUAAUCAGGAACACGGGCACCCUUUCUACCAUGAUAACAACCAGGCUAAAGAUCCAGGUUCUGUACCCAGCUUUGGUCUUGACUCUUUCAGUACAACAUCCCUAGCACCAAACAUGUCUGCUCAUAUGCCUCCUAUGGAAAUGCCUCCCAUGGAAGGGCCCCUAUCUGUGAAAGAACCUGAACUUUCAGAGGACGUGCCUGCUAGAGUAGUUAGAAUUAAGGACGAAAUGGAAACCAGACAUGGAGUUGAACUUAAAUGUGAAACAGCUGACACUCUUCCAGAGUUGAAGCAAGGACAUGAAAGUUGUGCCACUAAAUUCAACUCUGGAGAAUACCAAGUUAUUUUGCGCAAGGAAUUGACAAAGAGUGAUGUUGCAAAUGUUGGAAGAAUUGUGUUACCCAAGAAAGAUGCAGAAGCUAGUCUUCCACCAUUAUGCGAAAGGGAUCCUCUGAUACUGCAGAUGGAUGACAUGGUGCUCCCGGUUACGUGGAAGUUUAAGUACAGGUUCUGGCCCAACAACAAAAGCAGAAUGUACAUUCUGGAUUCUACAACUGAAUUUGUGAAGACACAUGGUCUUCAGGCAGGGGACACCAUCAUUAUCUACAAAAAUCCUGUCCCUGGCAAAUAUAUUGUCCGUGGGGAAAAGGCCAUUCAGCAGACAUUGAACCACUAGAGUAUGCGGAUGCGAUUACGA